Cetraspora pellucida is the source of this 2358-nucleotide messenger RNA. The record is from the annotation of a GenBank genome assembly. NCBI's taxonomy places the organism in Eukaryota, Fungi, Glomeromycota, Glomeromycetes, Diversisporales, Gigasporaceae.
AUGCAAUUUCUUAAGUCUGCAUAUGAACUUAGUGUGAGGGGUGUUGUGAUUGCCGAGAAUAAGAUUGUUUAUGAAUUUAAUUUAGAGGAGAUUAAUAUAUCAAUGUCAUUAGACAAGGUACGGGAGUAUUUAACUCGAAACGAUUUAAUAUUAGUUGGUCGACAAAACUCUUAUUUUCGGAAUGUUUUUGGAUAUAAAAUACCAUUCGUUAAUGAAGCUGAAUAUAAAUUAAAGAAUAUUUUAGUUCCAACAGAUGGAGAAAAUGAAUUUGAUAAGUCUUUUUUAUUCUUUAUUGAAAAAGACUUGACAAAGCCCGGUUUUCCUGAAAUUGUGAGGAACCUUAAUCUAACUAAAGGGUAUAAAAGAAAUGAAAGGAAUGAAGUUAUUCAAGCAAGUAAAAAUGCAUUCCGGAUUAAGAAUAUGCAUUUAAUGAAGAUUAUAACCCAUCAAACCCUUGAAGAAACUGAAGAUAAUCAAGGAAGGUUCCUUUGUUGUGUAAAAGGCACUAUUAGAUUAUUACCAGGAGAUUUGGAAGCGACCGAAGAAUACAUUGAGGCUAUUGAAGAUGCCUUAAAUGAAGAUGUAAAUAUAGGUAUAAAAGCAUCUUUACAUAGAGUAGGUAGAGAAUAUGGUUUUUUCUGGCCAAAAGAGAUUAUACUUGGAGGGAAAUUUCAAUUAAGCGAUGAAUCAACUGAUACCAGAGAGCUAGAAAAAUUAAAAAAUUUCACAAAUUGGAGGAUUAUUGGUCAAAAGGACUUAACAUCAUUACAUAUGUUAUUGCCAGAGCAGCUUGUUUCAAGGAUAAAGAAGGUUUACGGAAUGAAACUAUUAUAUCACAAUAGUUUAUCUGUCCAUAUGCCAAAAGGACAGAGAAUUACAUCUCGACCUCUCCCAAAACCGCAAACCAUUCUGACACUAAAAAACGUUAAGAUCUUUGCCUCUGUAAUUGUAUUGAACAAAACUAAACCAUAUCGUAAUAUGUUUGUAAUUAGGAUCGAAUAUAUGGACGAUGAGAGUCCAUACGUUGUAAUACAACGUAUUGGUAAUCCAAAAAAACUUUUUAACCUCUUCGUUCCUUAUAUGAUAAUCGGUUACGAGGAAGGUCUACCAACUGAAAAGCUUCUAGAUAACUCAAUUGACCAUAUUGGCACUAAAAGAUUUCAAUAUGAUAGCGAUAUUCAUAUCGAACAUCCAAAAUUGACAAAAGAUUACUGCAUUAUUGGAACCCCUAUAUUAAAAUGUAAGGAUAAUCCUGGUUAUAAUUUCGGAACAUCUAAAGAUGUAAUUAGUUAUCAUUUCCGUCAACGUAAUAACGAUAAUCGUGUUACGCAAUUACAAUGCUAUCAUUAUGAUCUCCGAUCUGAUGAGGUCAAAAACUCAUUAAUAUUUGAUAUUAAUUAUGCUAUUAUCUCAAGCCAAAAUUCAGAUUUUAUUGUAACUAGCGCAGCAAAUCAAAAGUGGAUAUAUAGAUCCUACAAUACAUUGCCGUUAAGCGAAAAUAGUCGUACAUUCACCGGAGGAAGAUGGGAUGUGUUUGUACACCCAAAACCCAUAUUCGCAAGUAUCCAAUAUACUGAUCCACCAAUUAAUCCUCUUUUUUUAAAUAUUCAUAAGAAGUAUCCGAUAGUAAAAUCUCUGAAUGUUAUUGCAGAAGAUCUUCGUAGUCGUAUUGGUUAUGUUAUUGUGAGAGACCAGGGAGAUUACAAAACUUUGCAAUCUAUCAAUGCUGUUUGUGAAAGUAUAGAAAAUAAAAUUAAUCGAGAAGAAAAAGUAAAUCAAGAACAUCCAAAAUAUAUGUACACAAGCAAACGCAUUGACAUACGAGAAAUCACUAAAGGUCCUUCAAAGAUGGUUACCGAUCUUGUGGAUAGCAAGAUUUCUGAUAACACGAAAAUACUCAUGAGUAAACCAAUUGAUCUUGUUGAAAAUGUUAAAUCUUCGCAACUUAUUUUUAACGAAAACAUUAUAAAUUUUCUCAAAUUAAAUCAUGGUUUAAUUAUUAGUUCGCAGAUAAUGCAUGCUGUGACAAAUCCUGCAUUUAAACUAUAUCAAAAAAAUAUAAGCAUCAUCGAAAAUUGUGACGUAAAAAUAAUAGGAUCCAAGAGCAAGAUUGGAACGCUUUUAUUAGAGAAUAAUAUAGAUUCUGAUUUUUUUCAAUCAUUGCCACCCAAAUUAAUUAAUAUCAUGACACAAUCAGCAGACUUUCUGAGUGAAAAUAUGCCUGUUAAUGAUAUUCGUCUAGAAAUUAAAUGUCAAAAGGUCAUAUUGAAUUUUGAAAGGGAGACUAUGCAACCAACCGAAGAGAUAAAAACAGCAAUAAAUAAUGCGUUAAAACCCGAAGGCCAUAUCAAGAAUUAA